Molecule: messenger RNA, 3783 nt
Organism: Metschnikowia bicuspidata var. bicuspidata NRRL YB-4993
Lineage: Eukaryota; Fungi; Ascomycota; Pichiomycetes; Serinales; Metschnikowiaceae
Product: chromatin-remodeling ATPase
Exons: 2
Coding region: 1-3783 (1260 amino acids)
Biological process (GO): DNA repair; chromatin remodeling; DNA-templated transcription
Cellular component (GO): Ino80 complex; nucleus
Molecular function (GO): ATP binding; histone binding; DNA binding
Source: RefSeq, a predicted model, not a curated record
AUGCAAGUGCCCGGGGCCCUGAGUUUGGAUCUGCCGAAGGCGGCCGGCGAGGCACCGGCAUCGGCGGAAUCCGCCCCGCUUGACCGGGCAUACCUACAACACUUCGAGGCCAACAUCAACGCCAUCACCAAGCUCGAUCACAUUCUUACGGAGUCGCUGAAGCUCAGUGUCUUGGCUUCCGAGAUGAACGCGUUGGAAAAACGUCUCGCAAGCUCCGACGAGAUUGCCGCCAGCUACGUCGAUCGCGUGACCACAGAGGAGAUUCUCCUUGAGGAUACGGGCGCACCCGAAAACCUCUCUCUCGACACUGGCUCCACGCGUGGGCUGCUGGACGAGGCUGUAAUCGCCGCCAGAGCACAGUUGCUAGAAGAGUGUGCCUCUGCUCGUGUGGACGCGGAUCUGAAGACGUCCGCAAAGAAGACCCAGCGCUCGUUCAAGCGCACUGGCGCAGCUGACGCGAAGGAUUCCAAGCGGAGAAAGACCGAUGAUCCCGACGCAACAGAGGAGUUCGACGCAAACAAUUCGCAUGUCCAAGACGCCAAGGAUCCAGGGAGACUCAGAAUCAGACUCUCCUUGAAAGAUUGCAAUAUGGAUGCGGCAAUGCUGUCUGCAGAGCCGGCAUCGUCCUCCGCCACCUCCUCGAAGGAUGGUAAAGUGUCACCUUCAAAAACAAGAGAGAUGAAGUCUAUGAUCAAGCUCUAUGACAACACGUUCCUCGGGAUCUGGAGGGACUUGUCGCGGAAGGACGGCCCGAAAGUAUCUCGUUUGAUGCAGCAGUCAAAUCAAGCAAGAUUAAUCAACAUGAGAAAAACCGCUGUCCUUGCCUCAAGAGAGGCCAAACGUUGGCAAAUGAAAAGCAAUAAGAAUCAGAAGGACUUGACUUCAAAAGCCCGGAGGGCCAUGAGAGAAAUGUUCAACUUCUGGAAGCGGAACGAGCGUAUCGAGCGUGACGCACGCAAGAAGCAUGAGAAGGAUUUGAUAGACAAGGCCAAGAAAGAGGAAGAAGAUCGUGAGUCCAGAAGGCAGUCCAGAAAGUUGAAUUUCUUGAUUACACAAACCGAGUUGUACUCCCACUUCAUCAGCAAAAAAAUCAAGACUGACGAAAUCGAAGGCUCUGAUGCCGAUCCGCGUUUCAAAGAUACGCCCGAGAACCAAUUAGACAAGUACCACGGUGUCGAAGGAAAACAAACAGAUAUUAACUCUCUCGAUUUUGAUAGUGAGAACGAAGAGGAGUUACACAAAGCCGCUGCCGCUAACGCUCAAAAUGCUUUGAACAGUGCAAAAUCGCGUGCCGAGACAUUUGAUGACUCGUUCAGGAAUCCGGAUACCAAUGGCGAGGAAAUGAACUUCCAGGACCCAACCAUGCUUGGAGACUUGAGCGCUGAACAGCCAAAAAUGUUGAAGUGUACUCUAAAAGAGUAUCAGAUCAAGGGCCUCAACUGGUUGGCCAAUUUGUAUGAACAGGGUAUCAAUGGUAUUCUCGCCGACGAGAUGGGAUUGGGUAAGACUGUUCAAAGUAUCUCGGUUCUCUCUUACUUGGCGGAGGCCCACAACAUCUGGGGCCCUUUCUUAGUGGUCACUCCUGCAUCGACCUUGCAUAAUUGGCAGCAAGAAAUUUCCAAGUUUGUUCCUGGUUUUAAGGUGCUACCAUACUGGGGAAGUACCAAGGAUCGUAAAAUUUUGAGAAAAUUUUGGGACAGAAAAAGUCUUCGCUAUGGGAAGGAUGCUCCGUUUCAUGUGUUGGUCACAUCUUAUCAGCUUGUGGUCGCAGACGCUGCGUACUUUCAAAAAAUGAAAUGGCAGUACAUGAUCUUAGAUGAGGCACAGGCAAUCAAAUCAUCUCAGUCAUCCAGAUGGAAGUCCUUGCUUAGUUUUUCCUGUCGUAACCGGCUAUUGCUCACAGGAACCCCGAUUCAAAACUCAAUGCAAGAGUUGUGGGCAUUGUUGCACUUCAUCAUGCCAUCAUUGUUUGACUCCCACGAUGAAUUCAGUGACUGGUUUUCCAAAGACAUUGAAAGUCAUGCACAGUCCAACACACAACUCAACGAAGAGCAGCUUAAGCGUUUGCAUGUUAUAUUGAAACCUUUCAUGUUGAGGCGUGUGAAGAAAAAUGUGCAGAGUGAGUUGGGUGACAAAUUAGAAAUUGACAUCUAUUGUGACUUGACCAAUAGGCAAAAGAAAUACUAUCAAAUGUUGAAAUCCCAAAUUUCUCUUGUGGACUUGCUUACAAAUUCAGGAAAUGAUGAAAACAAUCAGUCUUUGAUGAACUUGGUUAUGCAAUUCAGGAAGGUUUGUAACCAUCCCGAUCUAUUUGAAAGAGCAGAUGUUCACUCUAGUUUUGCUUUCGGAAAAUUUGCUGAGACUGGAUCUUUUUUGAGAGAGACUGAACUUGAGGUGGCAUACACGUUAGAAAAUUCCAUUGGGUUUGAAAUUCCUCGUCGGGUCUACGAUGACUUGCUUGUUCCAAGCAUGAACAAUACUAUUGGUACCCGCAACAAAAUCAUGGAGAAGUUCAGCAUUUAUAAUCCUGAAAAUGUUUUGGACGACAACCUCCAUAACUUUGGCUGGUUGGAAUUCACUGAUACAUCUCCUUCUGAAUUCAAAAAACUAUCCACGCAAAACGUCAUUGAAAGAGCCAUUGAUAGGCGAGAGUAUACUGAUAUCAAUUACGGACGUCUCAAUCGUUUCAAGUAUAUGUACGGAGACAGUGAUGGAUUUGUGCCCAAACAUUGCCAAUUUCUCAUUACUGAACUUGAAAACAACUUCUGUCUGGUGACCAAUUCUACGCACUUGAAGGAGCUUCACUCCAUUCCCUUAAAAAAUUACGAGGAAAUGUAUUUGAAUGUGCAACAGCCAGCAGCCAAACCAACUGCUGUGGCUGCUCCUGUUGUUGCAAAGUGCAGUAGUUAUUCCUUCACUCAAAACUUAAAUUCAGUUUUGUUUGAUCAAAAAAUCAAGUCGAGUCUUUUGCCGCUCACUUUAAACUUCGAACUUGGCUUCAUGGAACAAAAAAUGCCUGUUUCGGAAUAUCCAAAAAGUGAUAUGCUUCCCACGCCGGUUAACAAACUCAUGGAUUAUUCCAAUAUCAGAAUGCCUUCGAUGACAAGGUUCAUUACGGAGUCCGGUAAGCUAGCGAGAUUAGAUAAAUUGCUUGACGAACUUAAGCAAAAUGAUCACCGAGUUUUGGUAUACUUUCAAAUGACUAAGAUGAUGGACUUGAUGGAAGAAUUUCUAACUUUCCGGCAACAUAACUACAUAAGAUUGGACGGCUCUUCGAAAUUGGAAGAUAGAAGAGACUUGGUCCACGACUGGCAAACGAAGCCGGAGAUCUUUGUGUUUUUAUUGUCGACGAGAGCAGGAGGCUUAGGUAUUAACUUGACGGCCGCAGACACGGUGAUUUUCUACGACUCUGAUUGGAACCCCACCAUUGAUUCUCAGGCAAUGGACAGAGCGCAUAGAUUGGGUCAAACAAGACAAGUUACAGUCUACAGACUUUUGACCAAAGGAACGAUUGAGGAAAGAAUGAGGGAUCGUGCCAAGCAGAAAGAACAAGUUCAACAAGUUGUCAUGGAAGGCAAAGCCUCGUUUGCUAAGAAGAAGGAUGACUCCACAAGUAAGAAGAAAGACGUUGCAUAUUUGCUUUUGGGAGGUGGCGAUGAGGUGCCUGAUACGACCAGUACGGGUAGCGUGACACCACGAGAUGAGCCCUUAAACAAUACCCUCGAAGCCAUGUACCAUGAGGGUGAACCGGAUUUUUCUGGUACCAUUACACCCAGUAGUUAG